This is a messenger RNA of Peronospora matthiolae, 126 nucleotides long. NCBI's taxonomy places the organism in Eukaryota, Oomycota, Peronosporomycetes, Peronosporales, Peronosporaceae. The record is from the annotation of a GenBank genome assembly.
AUGAUACAAAAGGAGCACUUCGAGCACUACAUGGAGACUGUAGACGACCCGGAACUGGCGGAUCAGCUCACGAUAUUGCGUCUGGCGGAUGUGGACGAAUUGAAAGACGUGUUGAUAGCCAGAUAG